This is a messenger RNA of Lutra lutra (Eurasian river otter), 1307 nucleotides long. It is a transcript of the gene MDH2, whose product is annotated as malate dehydrogenase 2. The transcript is spliced from 9 exons. Gene Ontology annotation, biological process: tricarboxylic acid cycle; malate metabolic process. NCBI's taxonomy places the organism in Eukaryota, Metazoa, Chordata, Mammalia, Carnivora, Mustelidae. Bases 119 to 1135 code for a protein of 338 amino acids. The record is from RefSeq and is a predicted model, not a curated record. Gene Ontology annotation, cellular component: mitochondrion; cytoplasm. Gene Ontology annotation, molecular function: L-malate dehydrogenase (NAD+) activity.
CUCUCGCGAGACCCGGCGGAGCGGAGCCGGGAGGCCCGGUGCAGUGUGGAGGUCGUUGGUGUCACUUGCCAGCCGGUAGCUCCUUCGCCUGCUUUUCCGCUCCCCGCCCGCUCCAGCCAUGUUCUCCGCCCUCGCCCGCCCUGCCGGCGCCGCUCUCCGCCGCAGCUUCAGCACCUCGGCCCAGAAAAAUGCUAAAGUGGCUGUGCUGGGGGCUUCUGGAGGAAUCGGGCAGCCCCUGGCGCUUCUCCUCAAGAACAGUCCCUUAGUGAGCCGCCUGACCCUCUACGAUAUCGCUCACACGCCCGGAGUGGCCGCAGAUCUGAGCCACAUCGAGACCAGAGCGACUGUGAAAGGCUACCUCGGACCUGAGCAGCUACCAGAUUGCCUGAAAGGCUGCGAUGUGGUGGUUAUCCCAGCCGGAGUCCCCAGAAAACCAGGCAUGACCCGGGAUGACCUGUUCAACACCAAUGCCUCCAUCGUGGCCACCCUGACCGCGGCCUGCGCCCAGCAUUGCCCCGAGGCCAUGAUCUGCAUCAUUUCAAAUCCGGUGAACUCCACCAUCCCAAUCGCAACCGAAGUUUUCAAGAAACAUGGGGCAUACAAUCCCAAUAAAAUCUUUGGGGUGACGACCCUGGACAUUGUCAGAGCCAACACGUUCAUUGCGGAACUGAAGGGUUUGGAUCCUGCUCGAGUCAAUGUUCCGGUCAUUGGCGGCCAUGCCGGGAAGACCAUCAUCCCCCUGAUCUCGCAGUGCACUCCCAAGGUGGACCUUCCCCAGGACCAGCUGACAGCCGUCACGGGGCGAAUCCAGGAGGCCGGCACAGAGGUGGUGAAGGCCAAAGCUGGAGCAGGCUCGGCCACCCUGUCCAUGGCGUAUGCCGGAGCGCGGUUUGUCUUCUCCCUGGUGGAUGCGAUGAAUGGAAAGGAAGGCGUCGUCGAGUGUUCCUUCGUGAAGUCCCAGGAGGCAGACUGCGGCUACUUCUCCACACCGUUACUGCUGGGGAAAAAGGGCAUUGAGAAGAAUCUGGGCAUCGGCAAGAUCUCCCCUUUUGAAGAGAAGAUGAUAGCGGAAGCCAUCCCCGAGCUGAAGGCGUCCAUCAAGAAGGGCGAGGAGUUCGUGAAGAACAUGAAAUGAGCGGGUAGCCAGCGAGCGGUCCGUCUCCCUAACUUAUAAAAGCAUCAUGUCUCUGUAAAGCCAUUUCCUGCCCCCGUGUUUGCGUUCUGUUAACCACGAGUGUCGCCGUCCCUUCCAAACCGCGGGUCCGUCUCUGGGCGCAUCAGUAAAAGCAGGCUUUGGUUUUCUUUUU